Porites lobata is the source of this 534-nucleotide messenger RNA. NCBI's taxonomy places the organism in Eukaryota, Metazoa, Cnidaria, Anthozoa, Scleractinia, Poritidae. The record is from the annotation of a GenBank genome assembly.
UAUUUUUCGGUGGUUAAAGAAGAUGGACCUCAACCUGUUAGAGAAAGGCUCGACGAGGGAUUAGCCAGAGAGGGACCAGAACAACUGACAAAUGCAGACGAUGCACCCGCAGCACAUCAACCAGGGAGGACAAGUCACAGCAAGGGGUUUGCCGAAAAGGGGGCAGAUGCCAGCGGCGCAGAGCCCACAAAAGAAGCCUCUGUCAUAGAGGUCGAUACAAGUGUCGAUGAUGAGGUCGGUCCCUUUCAGAGGAAAAUCGAUGCUGUCACAAAAACCAGAAGAUUCGUUAUCAGCAAAAAUAGCGUAAAUCUUUGCGCAUUUUGUAAUGUGUGUAGUGUGAAGAUGGUUGCCGGAAAAGAGCACAAGGGCCAGGAUUUGUUCCUGAUUACCCAGUAUAUAGCCACUGCAAUACAUAAAACUAAUGAAGCCAUUUGUCUCUCAUGCGAGAGCGAAAUUCCUGCGGCGAUUCUCGAAGUACAACGGCAAGUAGAAGACAAGUAUCCGCACGUAUUUUCCUUCCUGCCAUGCCUGUAA